UUUUAACUCUUAUUUUCAUACGCAUCUUCAAUUUUCAUCUAUUUCUUGCUUCCAUUGCAUCUCAAUUCCACACAACAAUACACAAUCCCUAAUCCCCAAUUUUUCCUCUCUUUCCCCCUCUUCAAAAACCCUAAUUUCAAACCCUAACUUUUCCAAACCGAAUCCAAUUCAAGAAAUCGAAGAUGGUGUUAGCACAGUUAGGAGGGAGUAUAUCCCGGGCCAUCCAGCAGAUGAGCAAUGCCACAAUAAUCGAUGAGAAAGCUUUAAACGAAUGCCUGAAUGAGAUCACACGCGCUCUUCUUCAAUCCGAUGUUCAAUUUAAGCUUGUUCGUGAUAUGCAAACUAAUAUUAAGAAAAUUGUUAAUCUCGAUGAUCUUGCUGCUGGCCACAAUAAGCGUAAGAUUAUUCAGCAGGCAAUUUUUAAUGAGCUAUGCAAAAUUUUGGAUCCUGGGAAACCUUCUUUUACUCCAAAGAAAGGGAAACCCAGUGUAGUUAUGUUUGUUGGUUUACAAGGGUCUGGUAAAACAACAACCUGCACUAAGUAUGCAUUUUAUCAUCAGAAAAAGGGUUGGAAACCUGCUUUAGUUUGUGCUGAUACAUUUAGAGCUGGUGCUUUUGAUCAGCUGAAGCAAAAUGCAACAAAAGCUAAGAUUCCGUUUUAUGGAAGUUAUAUGGAAUCAGAUCCUGUGAAGAUUGCUGAGGAAGGAGUGGAAAGAUUCAAGAAAGAGAAUUGUGAUCUUAUUAUUGUUGAUACCAGUGGGCGUCAUAAACAAGAAGCUGCUCUUUUUGAAGAAAUGCGUCAAGUCUCUGAAGCAACGAAACCAGAUCUUGUUAUAUUUGUUAUGGAUAGCAGUAUUGGUCAAGCUGCUUUUGAUCAAGCUCAGGCCUUUAAGCAAAGUGUUGCUGUUGGAGCUGUGAUUAUUACUAAAAUGGAUGGUCAUGCAAAGGGUGGUGGUGCUCUUAGUGCUGUUGCAGCAACAAAGAGUCCUGUUAUAUUCAUUGGAACAGGAGAGCAUAUGGAUGAAUUUGAAAAUUUUGAUGUUAAAACUUUUGUUAGUCGGCUUUUAGGCAUGGGUGACUGGUCUGGAUUUAUGGAUAAAAUACAUGAGGUUGUCCCUAUGGAUCAACAACCUGAGCUUCUGCAAAAACUCUCAGAAGGAAACUUUACUCUGAGGAUUAUGUAUGAGCAAUUUCAGAAUAUUCUCAAAAUGGGUCCCAUUGGCCAGGUAUUUUCAAUGCUUCCAGGAUUUAGUGCCGAGCUGAUGCCAAAAGGUCGUGAAAAGGAGAGCCAAGCAAAAAUUAAGCGAUAUAUGACCAUGAUGGAUUCAAUGACUAAUGAAGAAUUGGAUAGUUCUAAUCCAAAGCUUAUGAACGAUUCUCGAAUUAUGAGGAUAGCACGAGGUUCUGGCCGCCAAGUUAGAGAAGUAAUGGAAAUGUUUGAAGAGUACAAGCGUCUGGCUAAAAUAUGGAGCAAAAUGAAGGGACUUAAGAUUCCUAAGAAGGGUGAAAUGAGUGCCCUCUCUAGAAACAUGAACGCACAAACCAUGAGCAAAGUACUCCCUCCACAGAUGCUAAAGCAGAUUGGCGGAAUGGGCGGCUUACAAAGUUUGAUGAAGCAAAUGGGUUCUGCCAAGGACAUGAUGGGAAUGUUUGGAGGGGGGGACAAGUAGAAGUGUGAUCAAAUUUGUACCAAUGAGAUGCUUUAGAUUCCGGUUAUGAAGCAUAGCUCGGCAGGCAAAAGAGUUUAACGAGCAAAUCAAGGUGAUCAACCUUUCAGCUGGACAAUUCUUGGCAGUUGAUGUUUUUUUGUUUUAUAUAAUCUCCUUUGGUACAGCUAUGUUUUAUACUUUUAACAGUAGUUGGCAGUUAACAUUUGGCCGCCUUUUGUACGUAUUCAAUUGGAAAAGGAACGAAUUAAAUUAUAUAAAAAAAAAAAGAAAACAGAACAGGAAGAGUUGUUAAAGUGUAUGUUAUGGAAUUUUCAUCUGCAGAGUCAGUAAAAAUUGAAAGUUCAGUUGCCUA
Messenger RNA from Mercurialis annua (annual mercury), 2022 nucleotides. Its product is annotated as signal recognition particle subunit SRP54 2. Gene Ontology annotation, biological process: SRP-dependent cotranslational protein targeting to membrane; SRP-dependent cotranslational protein targeting to membrane, translocation. The transcript is spliced from 9 exons. Gene Ontology annotation, cellular component: signal recognition particle, endoplasmic reticulum targeting; cytosol. The record is from RefSeq and is a predicted model, not a curated record. Bases 183 to 1670 code for a protein of 495 amino acids. Gene Ontology annotation, molecular function: endoplasmic reticulum signal sequence receptor activity; ATP hydrolysis activity; 7S RNA binding. Lineage: Eukaryota; Viridiplantae; Streptophyta; Magnoliopsida; Malpighiales; Euphorbiaceae.